Messenger RNA from Musa acuminata AAA Group (dessert banana), 1998 nucleotides. RefSeq names its product protein PHOSPHATE-INDUCED 1-like. The transcript has a single exon. NCBI's taxonomy places the organism in Eukaryota, Viridiplantae, Streptophyta, Magnoliopsida, Zingiberales, Musaceae. Bases 302 to 1357 code for a protein of 351 amino acids. The record is from RefSeq and is a predicted model, not a curated record.
UGCAAAAGAUGGCCAAGCUUUUGAGUGCGUAAACCGAGACUUGGAUAAUCAUUCCUAUACUUGAUAGGAACCUUCCACCAUCACAUGCAAGUCUUGUCCCGCCGGCCACCAUAAAUCGGUGGCGGAAUCUACGUGACCGGCCUCCCCAGUUUAACUCCCUUCGGACUUCUUCAACGUUUUUAUAUUCUGUGAAUGCUGCAAGCAGACUCUAUGGACUAGAAUUGGAGAAUCAUGUGCAUGUCUCCCAGUUGUCUCCUCCCAGUAAUACUGCACGAAGCUGAGAUGAACCUUCCUCGUUAACAUGCAGCUGGUCUCGUUAACCUAUAUAAACUUCUCCGGCCGAGAGAUACAGUCAUCACACAAGUGGUCUAUCUUCCACUUCCUCCCAAAGAUUUGCUAUAUCUUCUCCGAAAUGGCUUCUUUCCCGGUCUCCAAAACAUGCAUUGCGGUACUAGUUUUAGUGAGCUUGGCACAGGUGAGCAUGGGCUCAAGGAAACUUGCCAGCUUGGUGCAACAGGCAUCAGACCUCCUCACGUACCACAACGGUGAAGUGAUGCAAGGUGACAUCGCCAUCUCGAUCACCUGGUACGGGACGUUCACCCCAAUCCAGAAGUCCAUCAUCUCAGACUUCCUCCUCUCCCUCACACCGAGCUCCCAAACCCAACCACAGCCAUCAACGCCUUCUGUCCGCCAGUGGUGGAACACCAUCGAUCGGCUUUACUUGGAGAAAGCUGGGAAGAGGAAGAAGAAGACUAACGUUGUGUUGGCCAACCAAGUGUCGAACGACAAGUGUUCCAUGGGCAAGUCCCUCAAGACAUCCCAGAUCCCCGAGUUGGCGGCCGAGGCCGGUCCGAAGAAGGGCGGGAUCGCGCUGGUGUUCACGGCCGAGGACGUCGCGGUCGAGGGCUUCUGCAUGAGCCGGUGCGGCCUGCACGGUUCCGACCGGAAGACCGACUCCGUCUACAUCUGGGUGGGCAAUUCGGCGGCCCAGUGCCCGGGCCAGUGCGCGUGGCCCUUCCACCAGCCCGCGUACGGGCCGCAGACGCCGCCGCUGGUGGCGCCCAACGGCGACGUCGGGGCCGACGGCAUGGUGAUCAACCUGGCGAGCAUGCUGGCCGGCGCUGUCACCAACCCUUUUGGCGACGGCUUCUUCCAGGGGCCGAGGGAGGCCCCGCUGGAGGCGGCUACGGCGUGCCCCGGGGUGUACGGGACGGGAACCUACCCGGGCUACGCCGGUGGCCUGCUCGUGGACCCUAUCACCGGGGCCAGCUACAACGCGAACGGGGUCCACGGGCGGAAGUACCUGGUGCCGGCACUGUUUGACCCGUCGACUUCCACUUGCUCCACGCUGGUUUAAGAGGAUGAUGAUGACGUUUCGAGUGAUGUGCCCUCGGAUCAAUGUCUAUUCUUUGAUUCAUUUCUCUCUCUCUCUCUCUCUUGGGAAGCUCGACAACAUGAAAUAAAUAGCAUCAUAAGCAAUGAAUAAUUCGUGUGGGUUUUGAUUGAGAUGAGGUAACCUGAACUGGACCUAACCUGCGUCAAGCAUCAAGAACUUUGAACCCAAGUCGCCGUACCACAGUUGGGAUCGAUAGGAGUUCGUUCGGCUAAACCUCAUCAUGAAGGAAACGAAGGCUCGACUCGACAUGAUCCAAGUCCCCAACACAAAGUGUGUUUGGCCCAUACCAAUGAGUUAUAUCGACAAAUUUACCUGAGAAUUUAGUUCAAUAUCGAUCAUAUUUAGAAUCAUAAUGAGUAGUCUGAAAUUACCGAUUUUGAUCUGUAGAGAGAGGAAUAGAAUUUGCUUUCCUUCUCAGUAGCCAUAGUCUUCUGUCCUCCUCCAACUCUGUUGUGACUCUGCUGCUGCUCGUUCCAUGCAGCUGUUGGCCAGUCCUCCCAGGCCUCAUAGGGACACCAUUAAUGGCGAUAUGGACCACGCAGAGUCCUCGUAAUGAUGGCAGGGCCGAGAUGAAACUGAAACCGAUCACUUUACCUCGCUGC